Molecule: messenger RNA, 2409 nt
Organism: Chrysoperla carnea
Lineage: Eukaryota; Metazoa; Arthropoda; Insecta; Neuroptera; Chrysopidae
Product: zinc finger protein 347-like
Exons: 9
Coding region: 120-2339 (739 amino acids)
Source: RefSeq, a predicted model, not a curated record
GUAAAAUGGCGUUUGUUUAGACAAUAUACAGUAUUAUUUAUACUAAAAACUUUAAAUGUAAUUUAUUUAUUGCGAUAUUUUUAACAAAAUGUUAUAAAAUAUAAUUCCUAUUAAUCAUAAUGCGGCACCGUGAAUCUGAAGUUCCUUCCGAAGAAAUUAAAGCAGAAGUUAAGAAUGAAUAUAAUUUAGAUAUUAAAGAUGAAGAUUUUGAAGCUUUUGGGCUUGGAAUAUCGUUAGAUGUUCCAUUAGUUAAUGGAUAUGAAAAGCAACCAAAUUUAACUACAGAAUUUUGUGAUAAUGAAGAUAGUUUGUUAGAUGAAUCUGUUUUUGUGCCAUCCUCGCCUAGAAAUUCACCAGUAUUUCGACGUCGUAGAAAAGCUUUACAACCUCAACGUGCCAAACAAAAUAAUAUAUUUCCUUUAGCUACAUUCCCAAGAAAUAAUUAUAAUUUCGAAGAAGACUCGAAUAAUUUCGUAGAAGAAGCAUUUAGUGAUGAUUCUCAAAAUGAAUUUAAAGAUAUUGAACAAGAAUUGGAAGAAGAAAUGGUCAGUAAUGAUGAUGAUGAAAAUAAUAGUACUAACUGCAAUGAUAGAAUAGUUAUCAAUCAAAAUUCGAUUUCACCUGGAUCACCUGAUCUCGAUUCGUCACAAUUUUCAAAUGAUAUCGAUUAUAAUAAUAUUGACGAUGAAGAACUUGAAGAUAUUCACACUUCUCCACCUGAUAUGGAUUCCGAUCACUUUUUUAAAGGAUUACGUGAAGAUGCUGUUGGAGAUAAUGAAGAAUUAGAUGAAAAAACUAAAAAAACAGUUGAAGAAGAAUGGCGUGCUCAUUGGGGUGUUAAAUGUAAUGUAUGCAGUGAAGUGUUUGCUGAAAAACAUGAAUUCGACGAACAUUAUGGAAGUGCAUAUAGUUUAAGGCCUGUUUAUACAUGUUGUUAUUGUGACAAAACUAUGAAUACUUAUUCAACAUUUCGAUCUCAUUGUUAUCGACACAUUGCAGAAGGCCGUUACAAGUGUAGUCAUUGUUCGAAAGGAUUCAGUCUUCGGAGUAUAUUACAUUUACAUAUUCUAGCUCGUCAUACCGAUAUUAAACCAUUUACGUGUGACGAAUGUCAGAAGGGAUUCGUCACACGAGCUGGUUUGAAUAUUCAUCUUAGAAAACAUCGUCAGAAUCAAAAAGAAGACUUCCCUUGUGGCGAAUGCGGCAAAACACUUCAUACCCGUGGAGGAUUAACCGCUCAUAUGAAUGUUCACAAAUUAGGUCGUCGAUUUAUGUGCGAUAUAUGUGGUAAAACGUUUACACAAAAAGUGAAUAUGCAACAACACGUCAAACAACACACUGGAGAACGACCCUUUACUUGUGAUCAAUGUGGCAAAAGUUUUGCUGAAAAAUCGCAUUUAGCUCGCCAUCAUAGCUUUCAUAGUGAACAACGACCAUUUGAAUGUAAUGUUUGUAAGAAAAUGUAUAAGACUGAAAGAUGCCUCAAGGUUCAUAGACUUGUACACGCUGUAUCAAGACCUCAUGUAUGUUCUUAUUGUAAUAAAGGAUUCCUUAGCAGUACAAAAUUAAAGCAACAUCAUAAUAUACACACAGGAGAACGUCCUUAUAAAUGUAAAUAUUGUGAACGAACCUUUACAAAUUAUCCAAACUGGUUAAAACAUAUAAGACGAAGACAUAAAGUUGAUCAUAAAACUGGAUUAUGUUUAGUACCAACACCAAAGCAAGAAGAUGUUAAACCAUCACCAACACCAACACCUGGUUCUGAUCACCCUGUUCAAAGUCAUCAUCAUCAUAGUCAAUCAGAACCAGAAUUGGAUCUAGAUCUAGAACUAGAUCAGAAUCAACUUGAACAAGCAACAACUAUUGAUACAGAUACUACAGUCAUCGAUUCAACAGAAAUGAAUUCAAAUUCAUUAAUGAUGGAAUCAUUAGAAAGUCAUGCAGCAGUCAGUCAGCAGUUAAUAAAUGAUCCAUUAUUACUGGAUUAUUCAAAGUUAACAACGGAUCACAAUAAUUUAUUAACAACAGCAGCAGCAGCAGCUAUUCAAUUAAAUGAAGAUUCAAAAAUGAAUAUGCAAACACAUUUAUUUCCACAAUAUGAACUUGUGGCCAAUACAAGUUAUGCAACAAAUAUGACAUUUAUGUUACCAUUUCAACAAAACAAUAUAAGUUUGUUGGAACCACAUCCUGCUCAUCAAAAUCAAUUCAUAUUACAAGCAACGCACCACAACUUGAACUUGAAUUUGAACCCAGAGGAACCACAUCCUGCUCAUCAACAACAAAUGCUGUUUCCUGAUCAUAUGCAUUUUUUACAUACGCAACAUAUGUUACAAAUGUGAUAUAUCGAUUCUUAAAAACUAUAUCAAAUAAAAAUAAUAAGUUCAAAUUAGUGACACAAGUGAAAACAUA